AUCCUCUCAAAUUGCGAACUGCAAUGGGCGAAGGAGAGGGCUUCCUCGCAUAUGCUGCCUGAAUUUUCACGCGCAGAAGACAGUGCAAUGAAACGGCAGAUUGUCUACAUGAUUAUCGUCCUCGCAAGCAGGCUGUUAAGUAUCGUGAAAUGUUCAAGCUGUGAAGACGACAACCAGAAACGUGUUUACUGCACUAAAAGUGGGGUGGUACGGCAAAAAAUGUGCCUCGGUGUCGCGCCUUUCUCGUGCAGCACCGGGUCUUGGCCGUGCGCGUGCAAAGAAGACCUGUACAGGAGUUCAGAUGGAGUAUGCGUCCAAAAAAGAAAGUGUGAUCCAAUGUAUAGGACGCCGAAGCCGAGAACUACAAAGUUCCCGCGUGGAACUUAUAUUCCAGGAGGAGCCGUAAAGGUUCUUCAAAAGUGGAAAAAACUUGUGCGAGUGGCAACAUCAACAAAGCGGUGGCUUGGAAAUGACUGCUUCUGUAUGGACUCGGAUCACGUUGCUGAUUUUCCGCCCCGAAAUGUCGUCCGCACGGUAUCGUGUAAAAUAUACAGUAAAUUUGGGAAAUUCAACAACGUAAUGAUGAAGUUUACUGCACAAAUUAUGUUCGAGCUUGGUGUCGAAGAUGGCGUCACAGUAUUUUACCUAAGAAGAUACAAAUCUGAUACCAAUAGAAUUCCGUUCGACAUUCCGAAGAAAUUGAACGUGCUUUAUGCCAAUGGUGAUUGCAUUGUGUUGCAAUUUACUGGAACAAAGAAAGACCAAGAAAUAUGCUCACUUUGGGGGCCACAGAACGCAAGCGGAGUAGACGAGCAAGUCUGCUUUAAUACCUUCAACAAAGAUUGCCCAGGUGAAAAAACUUUCUCAUAUCUGCAAGAACGUGAUCGCUGCGACCUACACGACAAGUUGGCUCAAACAUACGGCAAAAAACCUCGCAGUAAAUAAACAAGGUACUC
This is a messenger RNA of Dermacentor silvarum, 956 nucleotides long. RefSeq lists its product as uncharacterized. Lineage: Eukaryota; Metazoa; Arthropoda; Arachnida; Ixodida; Ixodidae. The transcript has 9 exons. The record is from RefSeq and is a predicted model, not a curated record. The coding region runs from base 52 to 945 and encodes 297 amino acids.